This is a messenger RNA of Elephantulus edwardii (Cape elephant shrew), 543 nucleotides long. Its product is annotated as vegetative cell wall protein gp1-like. The record is from RefSeq and is a predicted model, not a curated record. The transcript is spliced from 4 exons. Lineage: Eukaryota; Metazoa; Chordata; Mammalia; Macroscelidea; Macroscelididae. The coding region runs from base 1 to 543 and encodes 180 amino acids.
AUGACCCCUGCUUCCCUUGCCCCACUGCUGCCUCCCCAGCUCCAUCCCAGCAAUCUCAGCCCCAGUCCUGUUUCCCCAGCCCCGCUACAACCCCCCAGCCUCCCUAGCCCCACCCAGCCCAGCACCCUGAGCCCCAGCCCUGCUUCCUCAGCCCCACUGCUGCCUCCCCAGCUCCAGCCCAGCUCAGAGCCUCAGUUUCAGUCUUUCUUUCCCACCCCCCGGUCGAGCCCUCCAAGAUCACUCUGCAUGGGCUUUGACCCCACAGCAGUGUUUGGUUUGGAAACCGGCACUUGCAAAGGGGGCCCUGGCCACAAACCUGGGGAAGCAUCAGCACUCAGAGGCACUCAGGUGGAGUCCCCGCCUUUCGCCUCACACGUCCUCCUCAUGGGCACGUUUACCACUGACAAGACGGCUGCCAUAUUGAACCUCAGUUUAAGGUACCAGCUAUUCUUCCUCAUCCUCUCCUUCCCCCAGCCCUUCGCCCUCUUCCCACACGCACAGACCCCCUACUACCCUUCCAAUGCUGCGACUAAAUUGAUCUAG